Linum tenue is the source of this 2056-nucleotide messenger RNA. Lineage: Eukaryota; Viridiplantae; Streptophyta; Magnoliopsida; Malpighiales; Linaceae. The record is from the annotation of a GenBank genome assembly.
AAGAAAGAAAUGCAUUAAAAAAUUUGCCCUUUUUAAUAAUGGCGAUAUAAAUUCCCCUCCAAUCUCUCUCAUUUCAUUUCCAUUGAUACCCACCUCCCAGUUCGCCUCAAAUCUCUCUCUCUCUCUGUCCAUUUCCAUCGUUAACGGUCACUACUCCCUCUCUCUUUCUCGCUAGUGCACUCCACAGGACAUUUAAUACUCUACAUUCUCUCUCUCUUGCUCUGUUUCUCUCCGUUCCAAUUGAGAUCUCUUUUCAGUCGAAAACCCAAUUGGAGAGACUUCCAUUUUCACCCCCCAUCUCCAAUUCCAAUCCCAAGAGAUUGAUAGGAUAUAGAGGAAGGAGAAGGAUGUUGACGUGUAUAACGUGUACCAAGCAGCUUAACGGCGGCGGCAACAAUGGAUCUCUACCGCAGAGAAGGGAAAGGGAUGAGAAUGGUCUCGACGACGAUUACGCUACGGAGACGCCCAGGACGAAGCAGGCCAUUAAGAAUCUCACCGCUCAGAUAAAAGACAUGGCGAUAAAGGCAUCAGGUGCUUAUAAAAACUGCAAGCCAUGUUCAGGUUCAUCAAACAAUAAGCAGCAGAAUGGGAACUAUGCCGACUCUGAUGCGGCCUCAGAUUCAGCUAGGUUCCACGGUUCAUACCGUAGGGCGGCUGCGGGUGCUGCAGGUAGUUCGAAUUCUACGCCUAGGAUUUGGGGGAAAGAGAUGGAGGCAAGGCUCAAAGGGAUGUCGAGUGGUGAAGGAACUCCAGCAUCUGGGAGUGGUAGGACGGAAUCCGUAGUGUUCACGGAGGAAGAUGAGCCUAAAGAAUGGGUUGCACAAGUGGAGCCUGGUGUGCUCAUCACAUUCGUUUCGUUGGCUGAAGGUGGUAAUGAUCUCAAGAGGAUUCGAUUCAGCCGUGAAAUGUUCAACAAAUGGCAAGCUCAAAGAUGGUGGGCAGAGAACUACGAGAAGGUCAUGGAACUAUACAACGUUCAACGGUUCAAUCAGGAAGCUGUCCCACUGCCAACACCACCAAGACCAGAGAAUGAGAACCCAAAGCCUGAAUCUGCAAAAGAAAGCCCCAUGACUCCACCACUAGGUAAAGAACGACCUCUCAGCAACUCACGACAUCCAAAGGGAACGAGCUACAUUUCGUCAGUAGACUCGAUCGAGCACCAUCCACAAAUGCAAUCCCGCCAGUACUAUGAUACCUCAGCUGGCCUUGCUUCAACACCAAAGCUGUCCGGGACAAAAACAGAAGCAUCAUCCAUCGAUGGUUGCUCUGCCAGGACGAGUUCAUCAAGAGAUGUUGAAGAAGAUCAUUCAGGCGAGCUCUCCCCAAGCAAUGCAAGUGAAAGUGGAGCUGAAUGGGUUGAGCAGGAUGAACCAGGAGUGUACAUUACUGUCAGAGCACUACCUGGCGGCAAUCGAGAACUUAGGCGCAUCAGGUUCAGCCGACAAAUGUUUGGAGAAAUGCAAGCAAGGGUGUGGUGGGAAGAGAACAAAGCCAGGAUACAAGAACAGUACUUGUGACACUCGUUGGACUCAAAGAUUUAACAACAUUCAUAGUUGAUGUGACAAACAAUACAUUAACCUCAAAAGUCGAAAUCUUUUUCCCGGAGAAGAUAUCAGAGGUGAGAAUGCUGACAGACCUCAGAAUGGGACAAUAUACGCAGCAGUCUGGUUCUUCAGGACAUGCUAACUUAACUGUUUCUACCACCACCCCCACAUUUGGCCAUUGGAUUGUGCAUGGAAAUGUGUUGAUGUCUUAAGAGUGAUCAUUUGGUGUAUGUAGUAAUGUUCAUAACCUCAGACCUCAUCAAUUUCAGACUGUUAUCUUUCCGACUUUCCCCCUUUUAUUUCGUGGAUGUAAAGUAACAAGAUUGGUUGCUUUUCACUAGUGUGUUGCUUUGUGGAGCCGAUAUGGUAAGCAAAGAAAGAGAGGAGAAAGAAGUGAAAAUGAUGAUCCACUCUGUUCUACACUUCAAGAAAGCUGUCCAGCGCCAUCUGGGUUGUUUCUUUGUUUUUGUUUUUCUUGGCCUCUAUACUCUAUCAAGUUAGGGUCUCAAGUG